Molecule: messenger RNA, 570 nt
Organism: Adineta ricciae
Lineage: Eukaryota; Metazoa; Rotifera; Eurotatoria; Adinetida; Adinetidae
Source: the annotation of a GenBank genome assembly
AUGAGGAAUCCAGAAUCAAAACAAGUGUUGAUGUCCAGUGCAACAUUAAGCAAAGAUAUUCAACCUGGUCUUCGUCAACAUUAUGUUAAACUACGCGAGAAUGAAAAAAAUCGAAAACUCAUUGAUCUGUUGGAUAAACUAGAAUUCAAUCAAGUGGUGAUUUUCGUAAAAUCUGUACAACGAUGUUCAGUUUUGUGUAAACUAUUAACAGAACAAAAUUUUCCAGCAGUUGAAAUUCAUCGUGGAAUGCCUCAAGAAGAACGUUUGGCUCGUUACAAAGAGUUUAAAGAAUUUCAAACACGUAUUCUUGUCGCAACGAACUUAUUUGGACGUGGUAUGGAUAUCGAACGUGUCAACAUUGUGGUUAAUUAUGAUAUGCCAGAAGACACAGACACAUAUCUUCAUCGAGUUGCACGUGCUGGUCGUUUCGGUACGAAAGGUUUAGCAAUAACUUUCAUUGGUGAUGAGAGUGAUGCUGCGAUUUUAAAUGAAGUUCAAACUCGUUUUGAAGUACAAAUCACUGAAAUGCCCGAUGAAAUUGACGUUACUACUUAUAUCGAAAAUCGUUAA